This is a messenger RNA of Klebsormidium nitens, 690 nucleotides long. The record is from the annotation of a GenBank genome assembly. Lineage: Eukaryota; Viridiplantae; Streptophyta; Klebsormidiophyceae; Klebsormidiales; Klebsormidiaceae.
AUGCUCAGUGUUCCGGACCUUGAGGGAAAAGUGAAGUCUGGGGAGAUUGACACCGUCAUUGUGGGGAUGGCUGAUAGGUAUGGCCGCAUGGUCGGAAGAGGUAUGAUGCAGGGUUCUUUCUGGAAUCCGCUGCGAAGGAGGGCACGCACGCCUGCUCCUACUUGCUGGCGACAGACAUGGACAAGAGACAGCGCCGGAAUACAAGGUUGCCGAUUGGGCGACAGCUUCUGGGGACGACCACCUGCAGCCCGAUCUUCUUCCCGAUCUGCGCUUUGGACGUGCGGCUGGCUGGAGAAGACGGCACUCGUCCUGUGCGACAUUCAGACCGAGAGCCAUGAGCUGGCGGGCCAUGCUCCAAGGUCCACUCUGCAGCGCCAGGUUGCGGAAGCCAAAAAGCUGAUCUGUCAGCCCAUGGCGGCGACAGAAGUUGAGUACUACCUCUAUCAAGACUCGUUUGAGGUCGCCUACAAGAAGCGGUAUGCCGGUUUGAGUGCUGUGGGGUGGCAUCGUGAGGACUACCACAUUGCCAGUUCUGCAGGGCACACGGGGACAAGCAGCUCGGGCCCAUCAGCCACUACAGCGACGAGUUUUGAGUGGCUCUCGGGCGGCUGGAUGAAGUACUCGCUGGAGUUGAUGGUCUUCUACGCGCCCAACGUCAACAGCUACAAGCGCUUCCAUUCCGGCUUGUAG